AUGGCGGCCCCUCUGCUGGAGUUUGAGACCGAGAUGUUUCUGGCUCUGUUCGGAUCGGACGGGCUGCUGGUGGUGGCGGAGGGCAUGGGCAUCGACCGCAUCCUGCUGCACUUCAUGCGGGUUUACUCCGAGGAGGGCAGCCUGGUUCUGCUGCUCAACACGACCACUGCCGAACAGGAGUAUCUUACGGAGCAGUUGCGGCUUGAGGGAGUGACCCACCUGCCCAGGACCGUCACCAGUGACGUCCAGAACACGGAGCGCUACCAGGUCUACACGCAGGGUGGCGUCCUCUUCGUCACCAGCAGGAUCUUGGUCGUUGAUUUUCUCACCGAUCGCAUCCCGGCUCAUCUCAUAUCAGGCAUCCUGGUUUUCCGGGCCCAUAAGAUAAUCGAUUCGUGCCAGGAGGCCUUCAUCCUGCGUCUGUUCCGGCAGAAAAACAAGACAGGCUUCAUUAAGGCCUUCACUGACAAAGCCAGUGCCUUCUCCUCCGGCUUCUGCCAGGUGGAGCGUGUCAUGAGGAACCUGUUUGUUAAGAAGCUCUUCCUGUGGCCCAGGUUCCAGGCGUCGGUAAACAGCGUUUUGGACAGACACAAGCCGGAGGUGGUGGAGCUCCUUGUGUCGUUGACGCCGGCCAUGAGGGCCAUCGAGAGCUCCAUCCUGGAAAUAAUGGGCGCCUGCCUGAAGGAGCUGAAGCGCUACAACCCGACGCUGGAAGCCGAGGACCUGUCGCUGGAGAACACACUGGGCAGUGCCUUUGAGAAGACCAUCCGUCACUACCUGGACCCCCUGUGGCACCAGCUGGGGGCCAAGACGAAAGCCCUGGUCCAGGACCUGAAGGUGCUGCGGGUCCUGUUGCUCUAUCUCACCCAGUACGACUGCGUCACCUUCCUCAACCUCCUUGAGUCGCUGCGGUCCAGCCAGAAAAACUUCGGCUGCAACUCCGCGUGGCUGUUCCUGGACUCCAGCACCUCCAUGUUUGUGAACGCCAGGAGCCGAGUGUACCGCGUCGCCGAGAGCAGGAAGAAGAGGAAAAUGGCAACUGAGUCUGGGAAGCAGCCUGUGUCUGCCACAGAGCGGGAGCUAGUGCUGGAGAAGAGUCCUAAAUGGGAGGCCCUGACGGAGGUGCUUCAGGAGAUAGAGAAGGAGAACAAGGCCUCUCCGCUUGAACCAGGUCGAGUGUUGAUCUGUGCCAGCGACGACCGGACGUGUGCUCAGCUCCAGCAGUACAUACGUAAUGGGUCCGACUGGCUCCUCAACCGACUGUAUACUCGCACUAUCAGCAAACGGGAUGCCGCUGCCACCGGAGUAGGAGGAGCAGCUUUGGGACUUGAACCAAACAAGCAUGGCCACAAAAGUUGGGCGAAGAAGCGACCUGAGAAAGGGGCCAAGGGGAGGAAGGACACUCAGCAGACAACUAAACAGACCUCCAAAUGUAAGAACAGACCAUCUCUCACCCUGACUCAGAUGGUGGGGAACGACAAGAAGGAGGAAGCAGACGGGAUGGGCAGCAGUGGAGAUGAAGAUGGAGUGAUGGAGGAAGACGAGGGUGAGGAGGAAGAGCCAGUGAAACUGGAUUUGUCGUCGGACGCCUACUACGGUGUCCUGAAGGAGCCGCUGACCGUUCUUCACCCGCUGAAGGGCUGCAGCGACCCCUACAGCCUGACACGGGUACUGCAUGAGGUGGAGCCAAGUUUUGUUGUGCUGUAUGAUGCCGAGCCCAGCUUUGUCCGCCAGCUGGAGAUCUACAAAGCCAGCCGGCCCGGGAAGCCGCUCAGGGUGUACUUCCUCAUCUAUAGAGGCUCCACUGAGGAACAGAAGUAUUUGACCACGCUUUCUAAGGAGAAGAAAGCCUUCGAACAUCUCAUCAGGGAAAAGGCCACAAUGGUUGUCCCAGAGGAGAGAGAGGGGCGAGAGGACACCAACCUGGACCUGGCCAGAGGUCUGGAGCCCGCCAACGCCACCGUCAACACCCGCAAAGCAGGCGGCCAGGAACAGCCCAAAGAGCCUAUGCGGGUAGUCGUGGACAUGCGAGAGUUUCGCAGUGAGCUCCCCUCAUUGCUCCACCGGCGAGGCCUCGACAUCGAACCUGUCACCCUGGAAGUCGGCGAUUAUAUCCUGACCUCCGAGACCUGUGUGGAACGCAAAAGUGUCAGUGACCUGAUUGGGUCGCUGCAAAGCGGCCGCCUCUAUACCCAGUGCCUGUCCAUGACAAGGUACUACAGGAAGCCCGUGCUGCUCAUUGAGUUUGACCCGGCUAAACCCUUUUCCUUGGUGGCCCGGUCGGCUUUCCGUCAGGAGAUUUCGGCCAAUGAUGUCACCUCAAAGCUCACCCUCCUCACCCUGCACUUCCCCCGGCUCCGUAUUCUCUGGUGCCCCUCCCCCCACGUCACAGCCGAGCUUUUCGAGGAACUGAAGCGGGGCCGUCCUGAACCGGAUGCGGCGGCAGCACAGGCCAUCACAGCUGAAUCGGACACGGUGGCCGAAUCCGCUGACCUCUACAACCCCGGGCCAUAUGACUUCCUGUUAAAAAUGCCCGGAGUCAACGCAAAGAACUACAGGGCUCUGGUAAACAAUGCUGACAGCCUGGCAGACCUGGCAAAAUUUAGCCAGGACAAGUUAGCACAGAUACUUGGAAAUCUGAGCAAUGCUAAGAAGCUCUUUGAAUUUCUGCAUAAUGUUUCUGACGUCCCUGCCCCUGUCCAAAAGGGAAGGCCGGUGCCACAGACAUGAAAGUGGUGAUUUGGACUCUUUUCCCAUCUGGAUUGGCUUUGCUUGGUGUAACUUGGUGAAAGCUCCCUUGGUGUGGAGUCCACUGACUUGACAGGCGUCUCCUCACUCGCAGCAGAUAUGAACAAUUUUAAUUAUUUUUUUGUACAGAAUUAAUCGCAAAACUAUUUUGCAUUUGUGAAACUGUAGGCCUCAUUUGCAUGUUGUGAAAGUUUAAAAUCAGCUUAAUGUUAAACAAUGAAAUAUUUUUGUCGUAGUAAAAAAAAUUUUUAGGAAUAAAGUAUUUAAGAAUAACCUGGAGGUUCCUUUUGGUAAUUAUCUUUAAUUCUGAAGAAUAAGAAUUAAUUAUAUACUCAUCUGUUAAAAAUGACUCGAAGAAGAAACCUUUCAGUCACACCAGAGCCCAGUGAAAGCAAAUCUACUCCUCCAUAUAGCAAAGACAACAGAAUGAGCUCAUCUGGACACAAAUAGUAAUCACAUAAACACA
Molecule: messenger RNA, 3214 nt
Organism: Lampris incognitus (smalleye Pacific opah)
Lineage: Eukaryota; Metazoa; Chordata; Actinopteri; Lampriformes; Lampridae
Gene: ercc4
Product: excision repair cross-complementation group 4
Exons: 11
Coding region: 1-2730 (909 amino acids)
Biological process (GO): resolution of meiotic recombination intermediates; nucleotide-excision repair involved in interstrand cross-link repair; double-strand break repair via homologous recombination
Cellular component (GO): nucleotide-excision repair factor 1 complex
Molecular function (GO): damaged DNA binding; single-stranded DNA endonuclease activity; single-stranded DNA binding
Source: RefSeq, a predicted model, not a curated record